UUCACCGUAUUUACGUCGCUGGUCGCCGGCUGAUGGUGGUUGGUGUCUGUUCUUUCAUGGCCGCGCAGCUCUCAAGAGUUUCUCUGUCUUGCAGGAGCUCGAGAGGCAGUAUUCCCCCAGCAGGUGGUCCCGCAGGAUGUCGACCGACGACGUGAUCAAAGCCCACGUGAAGGCUUUAAAGGAAGGUACGGAGCAAGCCCGUAGUAUGGCUCAAACUUUACUCAAUGUCCCAUAUGGGGAGGGAGAUGGAGAGAAACUGGACGUCUAUAUACCCAACAUCAACUCUCUGGAUGUCCACCUUGUUGUUUACAUACAUGGAGGCUACUGGCAGUUUCUCAGCAAAGAGGAGUCUGGGUUCAUGGCUGUUCCGCUCGUUGAUAAAGGUGUAGUGGUGGUUGCAGUCGGUUACGACAUUGCCCCCAAAGGUAACAUGGACCUGAUGGUAUCACAAGUUCGCAGGAGUAUUGUGUCUGUCGUUCAGCAGUAUUCUCACAUCAGUGGUCUGUACCUGUGUGGCCACUCUGCUGGGGCACACCUGGCUGCAAUGGUCCUCUCAACUGACUGGUCGCAGUACAGCAUCACUCCCCAGAUUAAAGGUGCUUUUCUUGUGAGUGGCAUCUAUGACCUCCUGCCCAUCUUGUCCACCUACGUCAACGAGCCUUUGAAAAUGACAGAGGAGGUGGCAGUUAGGAACAGCCCCAGCAAGCUGGUCCCUCAGCUCAAACUCUCCUCCUCCAGCUGUCAGAUUGUUGUGGCUGUUGCUGAGAACGACUCGCCAGAGUUUCGCAAGCAGUCUGAGGAAUUUUACAAAACUUUGGAGGCGUCAGGGCUGAAUGUCACCAUGGAGGAUGUGGCGAAUACAGAUCACUUCAGUAUUAUUGAGAAGCUGGUUGACGGAGAGUAUCACCUAACAAAGCUUCUCCUGAAGAUGAUGGGGAAGAGCUGAGGUGUUUUAUCCAUCAUCUAAUAUCAACAUACCUCGGUAUCAACGAACACCUCUAAACAGAGCCAUCAUGCAGCAACACUGACUGAAAUAUGCAUUGUUUCAGAUUUGUACUCUGGUAAAUCUACAUUUUGUGUCCAUUUGGAUCCUUUGUCAGUGAGGUGCCGUGGAUUGUUUGAUGUCUAGUUUCACUAUUUAUGACCUUGUUCACUGUAGUUACUGCUUCUUUUUUUCUUUUUAAGGCCUAAGCUUUGUAUGUUUCAGCCACCAUGCUAUGAAAUUGUGUGCCUAAAACUAAGUCACAUAAAAAUGGCAAUGGUAGUAAAACUAUAAUUUUAGAUUCAGUUUGCACAAUAUCUGUUAAGUAAUCUCUUAAAAUGUUUGUCCUGUUUCGUACCUUGCAAAGUCGAUUGUUAGUUUUGGUAUAUUUCCGGUGUUUGUGUGUGGGUGGGUCUGUCUGGUUUGUGAAUUUAUAUUGUAUUUUUUUUUUUUUUUUUGGGACAACAAUAG
Molecule: messenger RNA, 1453 nt
Organism: Pelmatolapia mariae (spotted tilapia)
Lineage: Eukaryota; Metazoa; Chordata; Actinopteri; Cichliformes; Cichlidae
Gene: afmid
Product: arylformamidase
Exons: 10
Coding region: 137-946 (269 amino acids)
Molecular function (GO): arylformamidase activity; lipase activity
Source: RefSeq, a predicted model, not a curated record